Suillus clintonianus is the source of this 501-nucleotide messenger RNA. RefSeq lists its product as uncharacterized. Lineage: Eukaryota; Fungi; Basidiomycota; Agaricomycetes; Boletales; Suillaceae. The record is from RefSeq and is a predicted model, not a curated record. The transcript has 4 exons. The coding region runs from base 25 to 426 and encodes 133 amino acids.
UGUCAGAAUUUAGCAUCCAUCUUCAUGCCAGACCAAACUCAAUACGCAGCAGCAGCCCAUGUUCCCCUCAUAAAAUCACCAGGUCUUCGAGUUCCUCCACCUGUACAUCUGCCACCAGACAUCCACCCUCUCCCAGAUAGCGUCACUCCAUACUUCGUCUAUCCAUACACACUAGAACCGCACAUACUCAUAGUCGAGUCUUCUCGGCGCACGACACUUGCUGCGCAUACGACAAGGAGAGAAGCGUAUCUUCGUGCGAGAGAGGACGAGCGUGAAUGGCGGAGAAGGGAGACACUCAGGCGUGUUGCACCGGGUUUUGAUCCUGCUGCGACCCUUGUGCCUGUCCGUGCUGAAGUUGGUGAGGUUAAGAUGGAUGUGAUGGACCAGCUUGUGGAUCAGCUUGCCAGGAUGGAAAAUUCCAGUUAGGAUGCCAUGCUAGUCGCCGUGCUUUGUAUUCUAACACUCUUAGUCUCAAUCUAAUCUUUCGAUGUGACACUCCCA